CCCCAACGCAACCAGGCUUCUGUUAUCGAUCACCGAGAAGACCCUUUUUCGUCCUUACGAAUCUGCAUACAUUCUCUUGUAGCAUACUUACACAAAUACACCCGCCAUCAUGUCGAAGCCUUUUGACCCCGAGACCGCGGAGAACUUUGAGGAUAUGGAGAAGCAGUUUGCCGUCAAGGCCGUGGAGCACUUGAUGACAUACUGGUCGAUUCUCGAGAAGGUCCGCGGAUCGCAGCUCCGGUUGACCAAGAUGGACAAUGAGAUCUACGAGUCCUUCAUGAAGGAGUUCCCGGACUUCGACCCCGCCGAGACCCUGAACGAGGACAAGAUGAAGAGCAAGGAGGGCAAGGAGAAGUGGCGCAACUGGAUGAACCAGUACGAGAAGACGAUCAGCGACUUCAACUUCGGGACCAUGCUCCGCUCCAACCCCAAGUAUGAGUACGACCAGGAAACGACUAUCUUCGCUAUGCGCAUGCAGUUUUACGCGGUCGAGAUCGCCAGAAACCGCGCUGGACUCAACGACUGGAUCUACGAGAGGGCGCAGAAGGCCAGCUCCUAGAUGUGCUACGGGGUACCAAAGCCCUUCCUUGGCCUUCUAGAAUCAUCGCCGAAUGAGACUGGAUCCAUCCCAGGCGCUCCGAUUCCUGCAUUGCUAUCACUUAUGGGAUAAGUGCAAUGACUCAAGUCCAUAGCCAUCGACUCAGCGGCCCGUUUUUACGGUCCCGUGGAUUUUGCGUUUGACGGCCUUGACGUCGCUCCAGUGGCCUUGGCAAAGAGUCUAGUUUCUCUCACAAGUGACCCGGGUUGGAACUUUUUCUUUUUUUUAUUCUCUUACAAAAAAGCGAAACGUCAUGUAUAUACAAGUGGGUGGAUACUGUUCAUUUGAAAUGAAGUAAUGAAUAGAAAGUUUGGUGGUUUGAUCCUUAGCGGCUAGCGGAG
Messenger RNA from Aspergillus homomorphus CBS 101889, 939 nucleotides. RefSeq names its product polysaccharide biosynthesis domain-containing protein. Bases 110 to 559 code for a protein of 149 amino acids. Lineage: Eukaryota; Fungi; Ascomycota; Eurotiomycetes; Eurotiales; Aspergillaceae. The transcript has 5 exons. Gene Ontology annotation, cellular component: cytoplasm. The record is from RefSeq and is a predicted model, not a curated record.